Molecule: messenger RNA, 1939 nt
Organism: Protopterus annectens (West African lungfish)
Lineage: Eukaryota; Metazoa; Chordata; Ceratodontiformes; Protopteridae
Gene: TRMT44
Product: tRNA methyltransferase 44 homolog
Exons: 11
Coding region: 56-1939 (627 amino acids)
Biological process (GO): tRNA methylation
Molecular function (GO): tRNA (uridine) methyltransferase activity
Source: RefSeq, a predicted model, not a curated record
CAGUAGUGAUGACAACUUUAACGUGCGACUUUGUUUAAACUAUGAGCUAUUAAGCAUGUUGAAGAGUGUCACUAACAUGACUGUAAUAAGAGAAAUUACAUUGGAGGAUCCCACUGGUGCUCUCCCUGAAAGAUUCUGGUCUGCAGUUGAUGUGUGGAUUGAGAAGCCUCACGUUGUCAACAGAAGGUUGUGUGGGAUGAAAUUAUGCGAUGAAAGAGAGGUGCAUGAGAAGGAAAAUCUAUUACAAGUUUUGCAAGAUCUUUCUAAAAUUGAUGUUACAAUUCUGUCAGAAUUGGUGGCUACCAUACAUUGUUGUAGCCAGGACGUGCACAGUAACUUAUGGGCAAGAAACUCAGAAGGAUACAAGAUCCUUUUGAGAUCUGUCAUUCCCAAAUCAUCUCCGCGUUAUAAGACUUCGGCCGGAAAAGAGAUGAUUAUAAAAGAUUUCUGUAAUAAACGUGCAACAUUUAUUCCUUUGGUGGAAGAGAAUUCGGAAGGCAUGCUUAGACUAAAGCAAACUAAUAUUUAUCAAGUUCAGCUUGCAGAAAAUGCCAGCCAUCAGUGGUUGAUUUCUGUAUCUGCCUUGUGUUUGGAAGACUGGGAAGCUGAUGGUGUCAUAUAUCCUAAAGUUUCAUGGCUUGGAGCUGAACUGCUGUCUAAACUGGCUAAAUGGUCAACUGAGAAUAAAAUAAGUGAAUUUAAAAGUACUCUGUCACUAAUUUCUGUGGAAAAGUAUAAUAGUACAUAUCAUCGCUUAAAAGAACAAUAUAAAGAAAUGGUGAAGGUAUGGCCUGAAGUAACAGAUCCUGAAAAAUUUGUCUUUGAAGAUGUUGCAAUUGCUACCUAUCUUUUGGUCUUAUGGGAAGAAGAACAAAUCAAGAAAAGUCUUCCUGAGAAACAGUCCUUUGUGGAUUUAGGAUGUGGAAAUGGUCUGUUAGUUCAUAUACUGACCAAUGAAGGACACAGAGGUAAAGGUAUUGAUGUCAGAAGAAGAAAAAUAUGGGAUAUGUAUGGACCACAGACUCUUCUGGAGGAAUGUGCAAUUAUUCCUGGAGACAGUUUUCUCUUUCCAGGCAUAGACUGGUUGAUUGGAAAUCAUUCAGAUGAGCUAACACCGUGGUUGCCAGUAAUUGCAGCCAGGUCAUCAUACUUUUGUCGUUAUUUUGUCUUGCCUUGUUGCUUCUUUGAUUUAUAUGGAAAAUAUUGUCGGAAACAAAGUAGGAAUACACAAUACAGAGAAUAUCUGGACUUUGUCAUAGAAGUCGGUUCUAUUUGUGGAUUUCAGGUGGAAGAAGACACCCUUAGAAUUCCAUCUACAAAACGGGUCUGCCUUAUUGGAAAAGAAAGGUCGUAUUCAUACUGUGAUGAAAUCCAUAUUGAUGAACAAAGAAAAGACUACAUAAAUUCAAGACAACAGUGCAGUCUGAAUGUAGCUUCUGGUACUUCUUGCUUUACAGAAAGAAACUGUGAAACUAGUAAUUCGACAGAUAACAUUAACAAUGAAAGUUCAAAGUCUUGUAGUGAUGAAAGGACACAAGUGUCUCACGACAAAUGUAAUCUUAACACAAGUUCUUCAGGCAGCUGGAUAACAAAUUUUCAGCCCAGAGAAAAAACAGAACAAGUCAGAAACUGUGCCUCCCUCCCUCGGGAUUUUAUCAAUAGUGUGGUUUUGCAAGUGGCAAGUGCAUUACUAGAAGCUGGUAAAUCACAAAAUCAAAGUGCGUAUAAACAAGAACGUGCUUGGAAUAAAGGAGGAACCCUUACUUUGAGAGAGGUAGCUGAACUUCUAAGCAAAGAUACUUUGCAGAAACUGAAGAACGAGUGUGGAGGUUUACAGACUCUGUUAAAAAAUAGCCACCAGGUAUUUGAAGUUGCUGUAAUGUUUGUGUUCAGUCAUAAACUGUGUUUGGUAAAGCAAGAGCGUCUGAACGAACUUUGA